Scomber japonicus (chub mackerel) is the source of this 2006-nucleotide messenger RNA. It is a transcript of the gene rbms3, whose product is annotated as RNA binding motif, single stranded interacting protein. Gene Ontology annotation, cellular component: ribonucleoprotein complex; nucleus; cytosol. The transcript is spliced from 14 exons. Bases 610 to 1860 code for a protein of 416 amino acids. The record is from RefSeq and is a predicted model, not a curated record. Gene Ontology annotation, molecular function: mRNA 3'-UTR binding; poly(A) binding; poly(U) RNA binding. NCBI's taxonomy places the organism in Eukaryota, Metazoa, Chordata, Actinopteri, Scombriformes, Scombridae.
GUCAGAAUCACAGUGUGUUUGAGCGAGAGGCAGAUUAAAGCCCAGCCGAAAGACUGGAGUGAAACAGCUUAAAUAGAGAAGUGAACCUAUACGUCCUCUCCCGUUUUCCUUGCCAUCCCUUUCCUCCUCCUCUCCUCCUCCUCUUCCUCUCCCAUUUUCCAACAUUCACAGGACUGCCAGAGCUACUGCCACCUGCACCUCCUCACGUCUUCUCUUUCCUCUUCAUCCUCUACCUCACCCUUAUCACGCGUUACUAUCCGAUACCAGCCGCUGACGGACACUCUGCUCUUGGUUCAAGCACUUGUGGAAAUAUUUCCAUUGAUCCAGCAGUGAGAGACUGAGUGAGCAUCUGGCUGAUACUGAGGCUCCGGACCAGUGAGGCACCCCUACGUCAGGAGCUUUCCCGUCAGAGACAGAUCUUCUUCCCAGCCGCUGUCCGGCACGAAGACCCUGCCUUCUCCCUGGAGGACUGGCUAGCGACACAGUGAUACGGAGAGCAAAGAAAGGAUUCGCAUAGCUCCUCUGCUGCCUCUAUCCCAUUGCUAGCUACUUGGCAGCUCCCGCCCCCGUGUCACCAUUCCCUGCCUCAGUGCUAAGGAUUCCAGCUACAUGGGCAAGCGAUUGGAGCAGCAGCCAAUGUACCCUCAGUACACCUACUACUACCCCCACUAUCUCCAGACCAAGCAGCCCUAUGCUCCACCCCCUCAUCCCAUGGCUCCUCCCAGCCCCAGCACCAACAGCUGCAGCCAGGGAGGGGCAGAGCAGCUGAGUAAGACCAACCUGUAUAUCCGAGGCCUGCCACCUGGGACCACCGACCAGGACCUCAUCAAGCUCUGCCAACCGUAUGGAAAAAUAGUGUCAACCAAGGCCAUUCUGGAUAAGAACACCAACCAGUGCAAAGGCUAUGGCUUUGUGGAUUUUGACAGCCCAGCUGCGGCACAGAAGGCUGUGUCGUCUCUCAAAGCCACCGGGGUGCAGGCCCAAAUGGCCAAGCAACAGGAGCAGGACCCCACCAACCUGUACAUCUCCAACCUGCCGGUGUCAAUGGAUGAGCAGGAGCUGGAGAACAUGCUAAAGCCCCUGGGUCAUGUUAUCUCCACGAGGAUACUGAGGGAUGCCAACGGGGUCAGCAGAGGAGUCGGCUUCGCCAGGAUGGAGUCCACAGAGAAGUGUGAAGUAGUGAUACAACAUUUCAAUGGAAAAUACCUGAAAACCCCGCCAGGAAUUCCAACUCCCACGGAGCCUUUGCUGUGCAAAUUUGCCGACGGCGGGCAGAAGAAACGCCAGAGCCAGAGCAAGUACCCUCAGAACGGAAGGCCGUGGCACAGAGAAGGCGAGACUGGCAUGGCGUUAACAUACGAUCCCGCUGCAAUGCAGAACGGGUUCUACUCCUCGCCUUACAGCAUCGCCACCAACCGCAUGAUCGCACAGACCUCCAUCACGCCCUUCAUCGCUGCUUCCCCCGUCUCCACAUAUCAGGUCCAGAGUACGUCAUGGAUGCCUCAUCAACAAUAUGUUAUGCAACCUACAGGUGCAGUGAUCACGCCAGCCAUGGACCACACUAUGUCCAUGCAGCCUGCCAGCAUGAUGGGCCCUCUCACCCAGCAGAUGAACCAUCUGUCCCUGGGCACUACAGGAAGUUACAUGACUGCUGCAGCCGCCGCGGCGCCUAUGCAAGGGACCUACAUUCCCCAGUACACUCCUGUGCCUCCAACAGCCGUCCCUGUCGAAGGAGUGGUGACGGACGCCUCCCCCCAGACAGUGGCUCCCUCGUCACAGGAGGUGGCGGGCCAGCAGCAACAGAUGCAGGUGGACAGUGCUGCCGACCAUGUUCCUGCUUACUCAUACCAGUCCAAAUAACAACAACCUGAGAGAAUGUUCCUGUGACAGCGUUGCCUUGAGACAGAGGGGUGGCUGCACUGUGAAUGUGAGGAAAAAGAGAAAAAGAAAGAGAUUGCUUCCAGAUUGCCCAGGCACCAAAAAAGAGACACUUUUUUCAUUUCCUA